This is a messenger RNA of Botrytis fragariae, 840 nucleotides long. RefSeq lists its product as uncharacterized. The record is from RefSeq and is a predicted model, not a curated record. Bases 1 to 840 code for a protein of 279 amino acids. Lineage: Eukaryota; Fungi; Ascomycota; Leotiomycetes; Helotiales; Sclerotiniaceae. The transcript has a single exon.
AUGCCACGAGCGGGCCAGAAAAAAGGUGAUCGAGAUGAUCCAUACAAACCCAGUAAAGAAGCCGAAGAAGACAUCGCCGACGUCGACAUCGACAUUUUAAACCCCACCAAAGCAACCCUCAAACCAUCCAAAAUCACCAAGCCUCCCCCAAAAGGGGGAGCUUCAAAACAACAAUCCCAAAAGAACACUCCUAAAGGAACACCCAAACACACACCUCGCUCCACCCCCAAACCCCCCUCAGCAGGCGCCUACAAAAAACCCUCUCCCCCACCCAACACCCGCACUGCCGCUCCAUCCUCCACCACGAUCGUACCGUCCUUACCCAGCGAGCCUUAUUUCUGCUGUCGCAAACCGCUUCCUCUCUCAUCCUCUUUCCCUCCUGAUCUCCAACGCUUCUACACUUUCCUCGUCGAUUCCCUCACGAUCAUAUAUUUACCUCCGGCUGUGGCUAAACUCCCAGCGUGCACUACCUAUUACCGAUUCUCGCAUCUUUCCUUAACCACAUGCACAGAAGUGCAUCGAUAUUUCAUCGCGUACGAGCCGCGCGAUGAAGUAGAAGGGAUAUUUGCCGAGGGCAGCGAGGUGGAUGUACUAGGUAAGGCGGGGGCGUUGGAUGAUGAGGAUGGGGUGGAGAGGAAGCAGGAUGUGAUGAUUUUGAGUCGGAAUGCGAGAUGUGAGGAGCAUAUGAAAGAGGGAUAUUGGUAUGUUUUGAUGAAGGUGGAACAGGUGGUUGAGAAGGAAGAGACGAAUGUUAAUGUGGGGUUUGUGGGGAUGGAUACGCAGAGGGAGAUGCAGGGGGAGGAGAUGGAUCAUGAGAUUGAUUUGGACUUGUAUACGUAG